This is a messenger RNA of Radiomyces spectabilis, 752 nucleotides long. RefSeq lists its product as uncharacterized. The transcript is spliced from 3 exons. The record is from RefSeq and is a predicted model, not a curated record. NCBI's taxonomy places the organism in Eukaryota, Fungi, Mucoromycota, Mucoromycetes, Mucorales, Radiomycetaceae. Bases 240 to 584 code for a protein of 114 amino acids.
AAAUUAUGCAUAAUAUGAAUACAUUACACAUUCCAGUUUGAACUAUCCACAAAUGACUGUAAACAAUAGGGUAAUUGAGCAUGAUAUGCCGGGUUUUUUGAUGGCACUGACUUGCUGAAACUUGGGAUGGUAAAAUUGUAACGCGGUUGGAUAGCCUUGCAAUAAUUCUCCUAUGACUCGCUUCAUACAAAAAUUACCACGGUCCCUUCGCACUGAAAGCCACCGGCUGCGUAGGGUUGAUGUGGGACUUUUUCUCUCUCUGGAGAUUGAGACUCCGUUUUCAUUGUCUUUCUCUCACCAGCCACAUCAUGCCUGAAAGGGCAACCACAGGAAUGGCUGCAAGUCGUAUGAACAAACCGCGAAAUACUGUAUCAUACAUAUAUGUCAUAUUCGAACCAACCAUUCCAUGGUUGAGUAUCAUGGUCAGAGAAAUGUUUUCGAGCAAAGGCGAGAACAAAUGCAUGUUGACAAAGAGAAGCUUCUGUCUAACUUUUUGUCUGGCACAUACAGCACACAUGGCUUUUUUCUUUUCAUUUCAAAGUAAUCGUGAUAUUUUUGGGGCUUUGGGUCAGAUGCGGAGAUGAGUAAUUGACUGCGUGUAAAAAAUAUAUGAGCAGCAGUGCCAGUUAAAAGUACUGUAGUAAGGAUGCUACAGUUUUUGCAGGACCAAUGAAAGUCGACGUGAAUUGCGAUGUAUUUCACUGAGGAAGCCGGCGGUGGUUGCAAGACAAGCGAGUAGGCAAUGAAAUCGC